This is a messenger RNA of Triticum turgidum subsp. durum (durum wheat), 1974 nucleotides long. NCBI's taxonomy places the organism in Eukaryota, Viridiplantae, Streptophyta, Magnoliopsida, Poales, Poaceae. The record is from the annotation of a GenBank genome assembly.
AUGCCUGGCUUCGGCCUGACCUGCAACGAGACCGGGGUUAAUGGUGGCCGCACGCCAUUUUAUUACGACCUGGAGGUCGUCGGCGUCUCGCUGCAGCAGGGUCAGGCCCGGAUGAAGAUGAGCAUCUCAACCUACUGCUACAACAACGCCACCCAGGGCAUGGACCCCGUCCCGUGGGGGCUCGACCUCACGGGCACGCCCUACAGGUUCGCCCACACCAACAAGUUCACCGUCAUCGGCUGCCAGACGCUGGCGUACAUCGUGGGCGAGCGCGCCGACGAGUACACCAGCGGCUGCGUGGCCAUGUGCCGGAGGGGAGGCGACGGCGACGUCAGGGGGCUGCAGUACUACGACGUGAGGUUCCCCUCCACCUUCAACACCACGGAGAUCCACGACGUCAGCCCCUGCAGCUACGCCGUGCUCAUGGACGACUCCGACUUCACCUUCCAAGCGAGCUACGCGACCUUGCCGGGGUUCAACAACACCUUCACCGGAGAGGCGCCGCUCGCGGUGGACUGGGUUGUCGGAGAGGAGUCCGAGUGCUUCGACUCGCUCAAUGGACCCGGCUACUUCUGCAACUGCUUCAAAGGCUUCCACGGCAAUCCUUACCUGCAAGAUCCGGAGCUAGGAUGCAAAGAUAUUAACGAGUGCAUGGACCUGGUGAAAUACCCUUGCAAUGUGCCUGGAACUUGCCAAAAUUUUCUUGGCGGAUUCGAGUGUCGUUGCCCCAAGCAUACCAAAGGCGACGCCCAAAAUGGGACGUGCGACGGAAACCACACAUUUGGUAUUGGAGAAAAUCUCGGCAUUGGAGCCUUUGGCGUUGUUUUGGUUGGCCUGGUUUGUAUCCUCGCAGUAGAAAUCAUCCGUCACAAAAGGAGUAUCAAAAGACAAGAUCUGAUUAGACAGAGUGACGAAUAUUUUCAACAGCACAGAGGCCAGAUACUGUCAGAAAUGAUGGGGGUAGAGCGUAACAUCGGGUUCACCGUCUAUGCCCGAGGAGCGAUCGAGGUAGCAACAAACGUGUUCGACAAGGAGAGCAUCAUCGGGGAAGGAGGGCAGGGGACCGUGUACAAGGCGGUCCUCGACGUCGAAGGCAAGGCCACACUUGUGGCAGUAAAAAGAUGCAAGGAGGUGGACGAGAGCAAGAGGAAGGACUUCGUGCAGGAGUUGGUGAUACUCGGCCGCGUCGACCAUCCCAACAUCGUCAAGCUCCUCGGUUGCUGCCUGCAGUUCGAGGUGCCCAUCCUGGUGUACGAGUACGUGAAGAACAAAACCCUGCAGGAGCUAUUGUAUAGCCAGCCGACCUCGUGUCGCGCCACCCUGGGGGCCCGUCUGAGGAUCGCCGUGCAGGCCGCCGGAGCACUGGCGUACCUGCACUCGCUGGCGCACCCGAUACUCCACGGCGACGUGAAGCCCGCCAACAUCCUUCUCAGCGACGGAUGGGGCGCCAAGGUGUCUGACUUCGGAUGCUCCACCAUCGAUGAGAAGACCCAGGUGGUGGCCAGAGGCACAGCGGGCUACGUUGACCCAGAGUACCUGCUUAAGUACCAGGUCACCCACAAGAACGACGUCUGCAGCUUUGGGGUCCUCCUUCUGGAGCUCCUAACCGGGAAGAAGCCGAUGUCAAAGCAACGGAAGAGCCUCAUGGUGAUGGUUCAGGAGUCUAUGGAGGAUGGCACGCUCCAUGAACUCCUUGAAAGUGAAAUAGUCGGUGAUGCUAGCAUGGGAGUGGCCCUUCAGGCUGUGGAGCUGGCGAAUCGAUGCUUAGGUAUGCCGGGGAACAGGAGGCCUGCGAUGAGGCGCGUUGCAGAGGAGCUCAAGCAGCUUGCUGACCAAGUGCAGCAGCCGUUGGUUUUGGAGUGUCACAGCCUCACUGUCACAGAUAUGGGGAGCUCCAUGUCAUCUGAGAAUGACACCACCGGGGUUUUUAGCCUUGAGAAGAAAGCUGCAUUGAGCAUAGAAUCCGCUAGAUGA